AGGGAGAUUCGGCUGAUUCUUUUUUCAUUGUAGAAUCUGGAGAAGUGAAAAUUACUAUGAAAAGAAAGGGUAAAUCAGAAGUGGAAGAGAAUGGUGCAGUAGAAAUCGCUCGAUGCUCGCGGGGACAGUACUUUGGAGAGCUUGCCCUGGUAACUAACAAACCUCGAGCAGCUUCUGCCCACGCCAUUGGGACUGUCAAAUGUUUAGCAAUGGAUGUGCAAGCAUUUGAAAGGCUUCUGGGACCUUGCAUGGAAAUUAUGAAAAGGAACAUCGCUACCUAUGAAGAACAGUUAGUUGCCCUGUUUGGAACGAACAUGGAUAUUGUUGAACCCACUGCAUGAAGCAAAAGUAUGGAGCAAGACCUGUAGUGACAAAAUUACACAGUAGUGGUUAGUCCACUGAGAAUGUGUUUGUGUAGAUGCCAAGCAUUUUCUGUGAUUUCAGGUUUUUUCCUUUUUUUACAUUUACAACGUAUCAAUAAACAGUAGUGAUUUAAUAGUCAAUAGGCUUUAACAUCACUUUCUAAAGAGUAGUUCAUAAAAAAAUCAACAUACUGAUAAAAUGACUUUGUACUCCACAAAAUUAUGACUGAAAGGUUUAUUAAAAUGAUUGUAAUAUAUAGAAAGUAUCUGUGUUUAAGAAGAUAAUUAAAGGAUGUUAUCAUAGGCUAUAUGUGUUUUACUUAUUCAGACUGAUAAUCAUAUUAGUGACUAUCCCCAUGUAAGAGGGCACUUGGCAAUUAAACAUGCUACACAGCAUGGCAUCACUUUUUUUUAUAACUCAUUAAACACAGUAAAAUUUUAAUCAUUUUUGUUUUAAAGUUUUCUAGCUUGAUAAGUUAUGUGCUGGCCUUGGCCUAUUGGUGAAAUGGUAUAAAAUAUCAUAUGCAGUUUUAAAACUUUUUAUAUUUUUGCAAUAAAGUACAUUUUGACUUUGUUGGCAUAAUGUCAGUAACAUACAUAUUCCAGUGGUUUUAUGGACAGGCAAUUUAGUCAUUAUGAUAAUAAGGAAAACAGUGUUUUAGAUGAGAGAUCAUUAAUGCAUUUUUCCCUCAUCAAGCAUAUAUCUGCUUUUUUUUAUUUUGCAAUUCUCUGUAUUCUAUGUCUUUAAAAAUUUGAUCUUGACAUUUAAUGUCACAAAGUUUUGUUUUUUUAAAAAGUGAUUUAAACUUAAGAUCCGACAUUUUUUGUAUUCUUUAAGAUUUUACACCUAAAAAAUCUCUCCUAUCCCAAAAAUAAUGUGGGAUCCUUAUCAGCAUGCCCACAGUUUAUUUCUUUGUUCUUCACUAGGCCUGCAUAAUACAGUCCUAUGUAGACAUCUGUUCCCUUGGGUUUCCGUUCUUUCUUAGGAUGGUUGCCAACCCACAAUCUCAUUGAUCAGCAGCCAAUAUGGGUUUGUUUGGUUUUUUUAAUUCUUAAAAACAUCCUCUAGAGGAAUAGAAACAAAUUUUUAUGAGCAUAACCCUAUAUAAAGACAAAAUGAAUUUCUGACCUUACCAUAUAUACCAUUAGGCCUUGCCAUUGCUUUAAUGUAGACUCAUAGUUGAAAUUAGUGCAGAAAGAACUCAGAUGUACUAGAUUUUCAUUGUUCAUUGAUAUGCUCAGUAUGCUGCCACAUAAGAUGAAUUUAAUUAUAUUCAACCAAAGCAAUAUACUCUUACAUGAUUUCUAGGCCCCAUGACCCAGUGUCUAGAGACAUUAAUUCUAACCAGUUGUUUGCUUUUAAAUGAGUGAUUUCAUUUUGGGAAACAGGUUUCAAAUGAAUAUAUAUACAUGGGUAAAAUUACUCUGUGCUAGUGUAGUCUUACUAGAGAAUGUUUAUGGUCCCACUUGUAUAUGAAAAUGUGGUUAGAAUGUUAAUUGGAUAAUGUAUAUAUAAGAAGUUAAAGUAUGUAAAGUAUAACUUCAGCCACAUUUUUAGAACACUGUUUAACAUUUUUGCAAAACCUUCUUGUAGGAAAAGAGAGCUCUCUACAUGAAGAUGACUUGUUUUAUAUUUCAGAUUUUAUUUUAAAAGCCAUGUCUGUUAAACAAGAAAAAACACAAAAGAACUCCAGAUUCCUGGUUCAUCAUUCUGUAUUCUUACUCACUUUUUCAAGUUAUCUAUUUUGUUGCAUAAACUAAUUGUUAACUAUUCAUGGAACAGCAAACGCCUGUUUAAUAAAGAACUUUGACCAAGGCUAUAAAUGCCACGUACAUUAUUUUCAGUAUUGUUGGUUAUAUUUAAAUUUUCCUUACAAUAAAGCACACUUUUAUAAUAAAAUACAUGAAUUAUUGUUUUUCAUACUUUUUUGCUUGUUUCUUUAAAGUUUUCUGACGUGCAUAAUGCAUAAUUCAUUGAAAAGCAUGAUAGCAAUGUGGCAUGUGGAAGCGAACCCCCAGGGCAUAACAUAGUAAGAAAGUAUGGUUCUGUAUGGCAAUAGGUUUUUAAAAUUAUUAGCUAUUCAUCAUGUGUGGGAGAAAUAAUUGUGGUGUGUUGCAGAUUUAUUUGGCCAUUUAGAAUAACCAAAUCAAUCUGGCUAACUAGGAAUUUAUGUGUAAAAUUAUCUGAUUAAAACAGCUCAAGUUUGA
Homo sapiens (human) is the source of this 2570-nucleotide messenger RNA. RefSeq names its product protein kinase cAMP-dependent type II regulatory subunit beta (gene PRKAR2B). Gene Ontology annotation, biological process: cellular response to glucagon stimulus; negative regulation of inflammatory response to antigenic stimulus; vascular endothelial cell response to laminar fluid shear stress. NCBI's taxonomy places the organism in Eukaryota, Metazoa, Chordata, Mammalia, Primates, Hominidae. Gene Ontology annotation, molecular function: cAMP-dependent protein kinase regulator activity; protein kinase A catalytic subunit binding; protein domain specific binding. The record is from RefSeq and is marked reviewed. Gene Ontology annotation, cellular component: dendrite; neuronal cell body; plasma membrane.